ACCGGCUGUAACGGCCUCUCCACGGCCUUCUUCAGCAGAGCAUGUGCUGUUGGCUGAGAUGGCCGUGCAGAAUGGCAGGCUGACGGUGCUGCUGCACGUGUCGCCUGAUUAGCUGCCUGUACCAAGCGCCAUGCCCGACAUUGAUGGUGUCUGUAGCCAGCCAUUGCUACCCGCAUGGGUCGUACAGUUGAGAGAUCAUUUGCUUGCAGGGGUUGGUUAAAUCAUGCAAAUAGUCCAUAGCGAAUGUCAGGUAAUAGUCUGCCUGCCCAGUCUCGACUCUGACAUCUCUGUGUACCUCCACGUUAUGUCGUUAUUCGUACACAUGCAACAUCGAUACUAAUAAUACCGAUAGUGAUAGUAAUACGUGAUCGAGUAAGGCCAGGAACGUAGCUUUACUGUAACACUCAGCGACUGUCAGUACUCACUCGUCGUCGGAAGCCCUGAAUGAACUGCUUACAACUGUCCCACAGGUGAAGGUUCGAUGCUGAAUACUAGCGCCAGUCCCCAGUCUCACACAAAGAUUGCCCGACCUUUUGGGCUGCGAUAUCUGAUGCGAUAACAGACCAAACUUGGCAAGGGAGGCCUGCAAGCGCUGGUGCCAGAGUUGGGAGGACCAGAGAACCUGAGAAUCAACGAGUCGACGCAUAUGCAGAGUAGUGCCAUUGCCAGCAACCGACGUAGAUCUAUUGAAGUGUGUCGUCACACUCGCUAGAUCUCAGACCAGACAACGACGACCAACGCACGCAGAUCUAGUGUGAGUGCAUUCCCUUGCACUGCUUAGGUUGCGUUGCCUUGCUGGUCGUAGUAGACCUAUGAGCCAGCCACAGAUACAGUCCUGAACGGUGAGCGGGAAUAACUGGAGAGUGUGGUUCAUUGCGUCGGCUGCACGCGGGCCGUCGAUGUUGGUUUCACUUUUACAACCUGUGAACCUUGUAGUAUUACCAUCAGUAGAAUCGAGAAGUGUGCAGGCUUGCGUUCCUUCACCUUAGACUUCGUGUUCCGAGUGCACUGAAAGCGGACCCGUGAAAGACAAGUAGUGCUGCUGUCGGCAGUAAGGUUGCUGACCUGGAUCUUGCCAUCUUCAUGGCCGCUCGACAACGGUCCAUGUUUGUGACAGAGGUUGACCGCUGUGGUUUCUGACCUGACCAACAUACUUACCAGGACGGGGGCACGGAAGAAGUGCGGCCAGUGCUCAACGCCGUCCAUUGGCAGCUGCUUCGGUUCAACUGCAGAGACGGAUCCAGUAGCAGUGGAGGCCUGGUGUGUGUGGUGGUGGACCUCGAUACGAGGCUCCGGCAAGGUCGAAGUGAUCGCGCCCGCCAAAUGGCAAGGUGUUGCAACACACUGAUACUCUGUGUCGUCGUACUGUUGUCACCAGCAUGCCUGUUCACUGAAGCAUUAGUGCCGUCGAUACGCAUGGUCUCGCCACCUCACCUCUACAGCGAGCCGACAUCGACCGUGGUGCUGCACUGCGCGUACAACGCCUCUGACUCGGCGGUCAUCGUCACCUGGAGUCACAACAACAGUGUGGUGGCAUCCAAUCACUUCACGGUGCGCACCACCGAGGUUCACACUGAGCUCACCCUUCAGCAGCUGUCGUGGAAGGACAGCGGCCUGUACGCGUGCUCAGUGACCGGACGCACGGGUAGAAGCACGGCCAUAACAAGGCUCGAGGUCGUAUCCCGGGAAGUUGAUCUAUCAGCGGGAGCAGCUGGAGAGACAGCUGGAGACCAGCCUGCACUGAUCAUACCGGACCCAGACCUGGACGUGCUCACACACAAUAACCGAGAGCGACACCAGAAGGAUCAUCCUUUCUGGACAGGAUAUCGGGGUACAGACGUGGCGGCGAGACCCCCUGCGGGUCCCGCUAAUCAGAAGGGCAAGGGUGAAGGUGUGCACAAGGCAGCCUGGUUCAUCGUGACACUGUGUAUUGCUCUCGUCGUGUGUUCAGCUAUCGCCAUCAUGCUUUGUGCUGCUCGGCGUAGGGCUAGAGCGCGGAGAAUCGCUAAAGCAAACAAAGCUCUCAAAGCACAAGAGGAGGGCGAGGAGGGGCUGAAAGAAGAAUCACAAGUGGCACCAGCGACGAAUGGCGACAGCACUUUACAGGCUGCAAGUGACGUAGAGGCCAAGGCAAAGAAGUAUGGAUUUGACUACAGCAAACCGCAAGCCGUGCAAACCCUGUCCCACAGUCCCCAGAACUCACCGCGGCAAUCGUUCCGCGCCGCCAAGUCAGAGUCCACCAUACCACAGCUGCUGACACAGAAGAAGGAGAGAUCGUCCUCAGUCACGCCGUCGCCAACGGAGAAACCAGCAGAGUCGUUCAUGCUCACCACCUCGCUGAGCGACGUAGCAGCUCUGUCCAAGGAUGCCGCAAGGAAGUCCAAGCACCGAAACAAGCCGGCUCAAAAUGGAGAGGCUGCCGACCUGCAGCAUUCGCCGUUGGCAUCUGCUGCCCAGCGAUCUGCUAGUGUGUCUGAUAUCAAGGACACGAGCGAGACAAAUCUCACGGAACCGCAUUCGAAGCAGUCUUCCCGCUUGCGUCUGACAAUCAGUGAAAUGACCAAAGGAGCAUUCAAGAGUCUCAGAAAACCGCACAAAGACAGCAAGGGAGCAAAGAAAUUGAACGAUGAAACUUCAACACGUACUCGUUCCAAAACAACAUCCAGCAUUGCACAACCACCCAAAAAGCUGAUUCCAGCAGAACCGUCCAAGGUUGAGGGUGCCACAAUGAGUGAGAAGCAGGAUAUGCCAGCUAGUGAAGAUCCGGAGGAGAACGAACUGAAGGAGAUAGCUGAAGCUCAAACAAUGCACGGAAUGGGAGCUCUAAAAUUGUCGAAGUCACUGGAGUGCUUGGAGAUGCGAGAUGAUUCUGAGCUUGCAAGGAUUGGCCGUCGCAGCGGGUCGCUGACCCCACCUCCUACUGGCUGCGCUCCGUUGGGGCUGCUUCGACCAAAGCCUCGUCCCAGAGCCAGCACCACCGUGGCUAAAGCAAAGAAGCCACGCGUGGUUGUGGAAUAUCGAACGGUCAGCCCCACGUCGUGGGACUACAGCAACGGAACACCUCCGGCUCUGCCUGUCAUACAGAACGCAGCGGCCGGCAUAUCGACGCCGCCGUCAACACUAUCAAAGACUAAAAAGGAGCUACCGGAAGUGACCUUGUCCUGCUCUGGUAGUAGUGCUGGUGCACCCCCGCUACCGUCUGGACGACCACCACCACCACCGCUAGACAGGAAGCCAAUACCCAUGCCGGUGCCAAGGAAAAGCCGAAAAGCUAACAGCAGCAGCAAUGGUGCUACAAGCAGCGAAGGAGACAAGUCGGUGAGCACAGAGCAGCUAGUUAGAGAGAAGCAGCAGUGUGAGGCAUAUGAAAAGGUGGACGUGGCGGCAUUGCUAAGGCCCGGCGGUGGUGCAAACAGCGUUCCACAGACCAAAGUCCACAAGACACACAGCGCUCCCAAAGCCAAUCACAUUUAUGACAAGCCCGAGGGUAGAGACGCUCCCGCUAAUCAGCGUUCACGGCCCGACGUAGCUCUAUCGUAUGCCAUAUCCGGGCCACUCGACGAUCGGAUGCAGCCGCCAGCAAAACCACCCCAUACGCGUCGCUCGGCUGGAGAUAUACAAAUAGCCGAUCUUGACGAUAUUCUAAGAUCUAUUGAAGACAACACAGAGGAUCUGAACAAGAUUUCUGGCCAGACACUUACUACUCCCGGUGGUGCAGACGAGUCACCUUCAGACCAGCUAUUGCCUGAACUGCCCCACUUCUAUGAUCGACCCGGUCAUAUGGAAAAACCAAAGGGACGAGAUCGCAGCCAAUCUCUCAACCAACGACCGACCAAAGCUGGACAUGAACCUCUUGUGGAAUAUACAUCAUUGGAGUUCACACGCAAGAACAAGGGCGACCAGAAGGACGUCAAGCCGGUUGGACCAACAGUCUACGCGCUUGUGGACCCAAAGGCCACCAGUGCAGAUCCAUCGACCAAGGCGCCACCCAGACCCAAAUCACCAAGUGAUGACUACGAGCCCGUGGAAGCGCCUCGCCUGGUACCACACUCAUUCAAGGCACAAAAGCCAAAGGAGCAAUUUCAAGCACAGCAACAGCAGCAAAAGCGUUUUAAAAAGCCGGUCUUUCAGAAAAGUCUCAAGUGGUGAUAGAUGAUGAAAGAAACAAAUAAGGACGACUGUGAUUAUUUUUCAAUUUUCGGCUUUAGCCCAGUUAUGAUAAUUUUAGAUUGAAAACAGCCAGGACUGUGACUUAGAUUUGUUAUUACCCUUGCUGUACAAACCCGAGACCUCGCUGUGCAAACCUGACACAGCUCGCUGAUUUCAAAACAAUUCUGGAAAUAUUCAACUGAUAUCUGACAAAUUUAUAGAGCUCCUUUUUUUAUUAACGAUUUCGUAUGUAUGGAAAGCAGCUGCAGAAAUUCUAGUAGCAUUUGAACAAUAGCAAAAUUAUCCACAUCAUUUGCAUGGUAUACCCUUUGUCACUGUUGUACAUAAUCAACACAUGUCAAGAAUAUUAGAUUAUACAAGUAGUGAUCUCUUUUGAACUCACCAAUAUCAUG
This is a messenger RNA of Sycon ciliatum, 4562 nucleotides long. Its product is annotated as nucleolar protein dao-5-like. The transcript has 7 exons. Lineage: Eukaryota; Metazoa; Porifera; Calcarea; Leucosolenida; Sycettidae. Bases 1324 to 4149 code for a protein of 941 amino acids. The record is from RefSeq and is a predicted model, not a curated record.